This is a messenger RNA of Trichoderma breve, 1188 nucleotides long. RefSeq names its product pyridine nucleotide-disulfide oxidoreductase domain-containing protein. Lineage: Eukaryota; Fungi; Ascomycota; Sordariomycetes; Hypocreales; Hypocreaceae. Gene Ontology annotation, molecular function: NADH dehydrogenase activity. The transcript has 2 exons. The coding region runs from base 1 to 1188 and encodes 395 amino acids. The record is from RefSeq and is a predicted model, not a curated record.
AUGGCCAAGAAAAUCGUUGUCAUUGGGAGCGGCUUCGCUGGUUUAUGGACCGCCAUUGGUGCUAAGAGGCUUAUCGACCUAAAUAAGAGCUUACUGGUUGACCAAGAUGUUGAAGUGUUGGUUGUUGCACCAGAGCCCAAACUUGUGAUUCGUCCUCCAACCGGCAUCCGUUUCGCUCAAGGAGUUGUUCAUACCAUUCGAACAAAAGAGAAGGAGAUUGAAAUGGUCGACAUGGCUGGAGUAUCAUCAAAGUUAUCCUACGACAAACUCGUCUUGGCUGCUGGUAGUCGUUUGGUUCGCCCCGAGAUCCCUGGACUCAAAGACCACGCAUUUAGCAUUGAUACUAUCCGAGAAGCGGCAAAUCUUGAAGCUCACUUGCGCCAUCUUGUUGCUUUGCCAUCUACGCAAGCCCGAAAUACUGUGGUAAUAUGUGGGGGCGGCUUCACGGGCAUCGAAUUGGCCACCGAGUUGCCUCGUCGAUUACGCGCUAUUCUCGGCCUUGACACCAAAGUCCGUGUCAUUCUUGCUGAGCGAGCAAAUGUUGUUGGCCCUUCAUUGGGAGACAAUGUUCGGCCGAUUAUUACCAAAGCGCUGGAGGAUGUCGGGGCGGAAGUCAAGCUUGGGGUUACAAUCAAGUCUGUGGACGCCGGAGGUAUUGUGAGCACAUCGGGUGAGCGCAUCGAGGCUCUCACUGUUGUUUGGACUGUUGGUAUGGAAGCAAGUCCUCUCACACAACAGAUACCUGGUGAAAGGGAUACUAUGGGGAGAUUGAUCGUAGAUCGCAAUCUGCGAGUUCCAUCGUGUACCGACAUUUUCGCCACAGGCGACAUGGCAUCUGCUAGGACUGACGAUGUGGGCAACUACACCCUCAUGUCGUGUCAACACGCUAUUCCGCUGGGUCGCGUAUCUGGUUACAACGUGGCGGCAGAUGUCUUGAAGAUAGACUUGCGUCCUUAUGAGCAGCCUCAUUACGAGACUUGCCUUGAUCUUGGGGCUUGGGGUUCCGUGAUAACUUCGGGUUGGGAACGUCAAGUUGUGAAAGCCGGGGCACCAAUGAAAGAGGCCAAGGAAUUUGUCAAUCGCAUCCUGAUUUACCCUCCGACCAAUCCGGUGGAAGCUUUCGCCUUUUCGGAUCCCGAUUGGGUCGGCCCUUCAACGAAGGCUUAUCUUGAUCCUGUUCAGGUCUAG